AACCAAAAAUGAACAAGAAAUCGGUCGGACAACCACCGGAAGGUCUUCAUGAGACUAAAUCGUUGGCAUCGGCUCUUCCUGAAAAGAAUGCCGAGCAAAGACCAAAAUAUGUACAAAUUUUGAAGCAAGAAACCGCUGGCCCUGCUCAGGUGUCUCCUGCGAAAUCUCCAGUUGGUCUUGGAAAUUCUUCUCCUGCUGAAUCGCCAGUUGUUGAGCCAAAGAAGACGAAUGCUAAAGGAAAAGGAUCCAAGAAAAAUAAUUUCGCUCAGCAAAAUGGGAAACGGCCAUUCAGAGUUUUUCUGAAGAAACAGGAAGUCGUUGCUCUUCCAUCUGAAAUAAAGUCCCGUGAACUUCCGAUCGCCCCGGACAAUGUAGUCUACUUCAAUGGUCCUACUCAUUAUCUGUCUGCACUCUACCCGUGUACUGUUGUUGUGGAUGGAAAUGAGUAUAACUCGGUUGAGCAUUACUAUCAAGCAUGCAAACUCUAUGUGCUCACUGGUGAACAGUCUGCUGCUCAGUUGAAAGCCUCUGAAACUCCGAUCGAGGUGAAGAAAGCGACGAAGAAUAUUUUGAAAGAGGCGAAGAUUCCAGCCAAAAAGAUCUCCGCUUGGAAGGACAAGGACAGUAUCGCUGUGCUCAAGCAUGUUAUUUAUCACAAAUUCAAUCAAAACGAUGAGCUGAAAGUCAAGCUUCUCGAUACCGGAGACAAAAUCCUCAUUCAGACUUAUAUCGGAGACACGUACUUCGCUGCCGGCGCCAAUGCCAAGUAUACGAGCACUUGGGUGGAUCGCCAUGUCAAUCAGAGCCUCAAAUAUCCGGAAAACGUGGUCGUCGACAACGUUCAGUAUUUGCCAUUGGUGGCCAACGGAAAGAAUGUUCUCGGAUGGAUUCUUAUGCAAGUUCGCGACGAGCUUCGUAUGCGAUCCUCCGCCUAAGCUCUCUCCAAUGUUCUUUUUUGUCAUUCCUCUCGUCGUACUUAAAUGGGUCUCUUCUGCUGAAUUUUCUAUCGUUCCCUGUUAUGUUUCAUUUUAAAUUAUAUGCGUCUUCUAGAACAUCUCAUUGUGCUCAACUUUGUCACAAUGGUUCUGCUUGCUAGCUUAAUUUUCUAUAUAUGAAGAAACUGCAUGAUCGUAUAAUAAAAUGUUGUUUUAU
Caenorhabditis elegans is the source of this 1152-nucleotide messenger RNA. It is a transcript of the gene F44E2.8, whose product is annotated as NADAR family protein. The record is from RefSeq and is marked reviewed. NCBI's taxonomy places the organism in Eukaryota, Metazoa, Nematoda, Chromadorea, Rhabditida, Rhabditidae. The coding region runs from base 9 to 935 and encodes 308 amino acids. The transcript has 4 exons.